Messenger RNA from Micromonas pusilla CCMP1545, 870 nucleotides. RefSeq lists its product as uncharacterized. NCBI's taxonomy places the organism in Eukaryota, Viridiplantae, Chlorophyta, Mamiellophyceae, Mamiellales, Mamiellaceae. The transcript has a single exon. The coding region runs from base 1 to 870 and encodes 289 amino acids. Gene Ontology annotation, molecular function: protein binding. The record is from RefSeq and is a predicted model, not a curated record.
AUGGACGAUCGACCGCUCAAGCGAGUGCGGAGCUGGAAGAUCAUCUACGAUGAAGCCUUGAGACUCGCCGUCGACGAUCCUCCGUCGGAGCUCGAACGCACGAGGAAGGAACUGGAAGCCACGAGAGCGAAGCUGGCGAGGACGGAGGCGACGCUCAAGACGACGGAGGCGACGCUCGCUCUGAAGACGAAGGUGGUGGACUCGUUCCUUCGACCUCAGCCCGUCGCGUUCGACGUCGACGGCAACGUCGCGUGCGUCGUGCUGUCGCACGUCUCGGACGUCAAGACCCGGCUCGCGCUCGCGCAGGUUGGGAAAGUCUGGCGCCGCGCGUCGAAGGAAGCCGCGUCGCUGCCCGCGUCUCUCGACUUCAGCCGCUGCAGUGGCUCGAUGUAUAUGAAGGAAAUGCACGUGCUAGACAUCAAUGGUCUGGACAAGCUCCCCGAGGCGCGUUUCAUGAGCCUUCUGCGUGAUGACAUGGGCUCCCGCGAUACAUACCAGUAUUUACUCGGACGGUACCACGGAAGGGCGUCGCGGUACGAAGAGGCGGCCGAGUGCUUUAAAAGCGCUCUUGCCGCGGGAGACCGCGAUGCCAAAUGCAGGCUCGGUGGGUGCUACUACUUGCUCGGUUGCAGGUACCACGCUGAGCCGAACGACAUUAAGGCUGUGGAGGUUUGGCGCAAAGGAGAAGCCUUAGGUUAUUCCUAUUCCCUUUGCUACUUCCAACUCGGGAACUGUUACGAGAUGGGCCACGGCGUCGCGAAAGAUAUGUUCAAGGCGGUCGAGUACUGGAAGAAGACCACGGUCGAAGGUAUCCCGUCUAUUGUCGCGCGUGCGAAGGAGAAGCUCGCGAGCUACGGUCACCGAAUCUGA